CCGCGAUGACGUCUAAAGCGGAAGCAGCCGUCAGGUCUGGGCUGCUUUGCAGGAAGAAGAUGAGAAACAAGAUUGAGCCAACAAGCUGAAAGUUUUUAACACCGAGGAGGUUUAACAGUUAUUUCUUUAUAAGCGGAGCAGACAUGAAGACGGUGUUUGUCACCGUCGGAACCACGCGCUUUGAUGAGCUGAUCGAGAGCGUCACUUCCUCUGAGGUGGCACAGGUGCUGAAGGCUCGGGGAUAUGAGCGCCUGGUUCUUCAGGUGGGAAACGGGUCCUUUGUUCCAGAUGCGGCCAGCUGUGCGUACCUCAGCGUGCAGGCUUACCGCUUCAAAGAGUCGAUAGCAGAAGACAUGAAACAGGCUGACCUGGUCAUCAGCCAUGCAGGAGCAGGAAGUUGUCUGGAGGCUCUGGGCGCCGGCAGACCUCUGCUGGUUGUAGUCAAUGACAAGCUGAUGGACAACCACCAGCUGGAGCUGGCCAGACAGCUGCACAUGGACCACCACCUGCUCUACUGUACCUGCAGCACUCUGACGGAAACCCUGAAGAACAUGGACCUCUCGGUUCUGCAGCCGUUCCCGCCCGGACGCCCGGAGCACUUUGCUAACUUCUUAGACAAAGCGCUGGGGGUGAAAUGACAUUUAACUCCACAGAGCUGCUGGUUAUGUUGCACGUAAAAGUGCUGAUUUGUUACUGCCAAAGAACAAGACGAUUUAAAAUAUUGUUUUAAUGAGGACUAUUACAUAUCGGACUUCAGAUCUUUGUGAAUGUUCUUUGUUAUUUAAUGCUUACAUCAAAUUAAGCUUUCAUACAAGUUUAAAUUGAAAUAAUCCUGCAGACUGAGAGCUUUGUAUGAGAGGAUUGCAGCAUUAAGACUAAAGUCUCCAUCUGUAAAGUCACUCAGCUUGUAGAUCUUCAUGCACUUUUUCAUUGAGUUUGACCGCUACAGCUGUUUUUUUUUUUAUAUAAAUAAAGGAGGUCAGGUCUAAUGAAAACACUCUGCUUUAGACUAAAUAACCUCUGACAUCCUUUUUGUGAACGAUUCAGCUAAUAUUGCUUGACUGCAAAGUGACGAAUAUUACGCUUACUUUGGGAGAGUUUUACGUAAAAAAGGGAUUUUAAGUUUCAGAUUUAGGACUUGAGAAAACAUGCAUUUCUAGCCGAUUUUUAUUUUUAUUUUCUCUGUACAUCUGCAGGCAGCCAGACAUCUGAUCUGCCUUAUCUUUGCUCCUUUGCAUGAGUCUGAUUUGUUUGUUUCACUGGAAACACCGUCUGCUGUCCUUUUUAACUCAAUAAUCAAAGUUUAUCUCAGGGGACAUGUCUAAUGUAAUGUAAAAUGUCGUUUGGAUAAAUCAGGUUACCAUGUGCACAGUUCUGUGAAUAUCAAUGAAUGUGACUUAGAUUUGGUUUUUAAAUAUCCGGAAGCUCGACAAAAUGUAUGUUUGGUACAAAUCUAAGCUCGAGACAUGUUCCUGCAUCCCAUAGAGGCAUUGCACCCUCAGUGCCCUGGCCCUGAUACCUCUAAAUAAAACCCAGUGCAAGCCGUA
Molecule: messenger RNA, 1547 nt
Organism: Fundulus heteroclitus (mummichog)
Lineage: Eukaryota; Metazoa; Chordata; Actinopteri; Cyprinodontiformes; Fundulidae
Exons: 4
Coding region: 144-638 (164 amino acids)
Biological process (GO): dolichol-linked oligosaccharide biosynthetic process
Molecular function (GO): hexosyltransferase activity
Source: RefSeq, a predicted model, not a curated record